Lampris incognitus (smalleye Pacific opah) is the source of this 1919-nucleotide messenger RNA. It is a transcript of the gene ccdc34, whose product is annotated as coiled-coil domain containing 34. NCBI's taxonomy places the organism in Eukaryota, Metazoa, Chordata, Actinopteri, Lampriformes, Lampridae. The coding region runs from base 458 to 1483 and encodes 341 amino acids. The record is from RefSeq and is a predicted model, not a curated record. The transcript is spliced from 7 exons.
GAUAUGAGAGAACCUACCAAGGAGGGGGUGAUAGGAGAUCCAGUUAGGGACAAUACAGAAGGAAAACUACAGUGGCUUUAUGUGAUUCUAGUUUCUCUCUUCAGCUGUAUAAAUUGAGCCGUAUCGGCUAUGGUGUCGGCUCUGAGGAUUUGGAGAGACACCUGUCUUUAGCUUUGACUCACAUGCUGGGGUGACUAAGGCCUCGGCCAGGCCAAGUAGGAUGUACUGAGGAGCCAGCUGGAAACAAGGCAUGGAUGACACCUGCAGAACUUUCCCAGACAGGGUCUGCUCCACCAGGGGGAAGGCCUUCCUAUGCAACUCAAACAGGCCUGCCACCAACACCGACAGGGCUGCACAUGCAUGGCCUAGGACUCGAAGAGGAGGAGGAUAAAGAGAGCCAUGUGAGAAAGACAGGGUCACAGAAGGUCAAGGUGUCUUAAGCUCACCUUGGCAAGUGAUGUCUGGAGGUAAGAUGCCAACCUCUCCUGCCUCAGCCACCAAGGGUUUCAGCUCGACACCUCUUAAACUGAGCAGGGGAAGAGAUGUCCAUAGAUGCAUGAGUGUGGAGGACUAUGCAUCAUCUGACGAUGAUGACGACACGUACUCCCUCCUCUCUCCUAUCUACCACGACAGCUUUGAUAGCGAUGAAGACCAUUGUACUGCGGCUCCGCAUCCACAUGAGACAUUCACCUCACUAAAACAGACUGAGGACAUGAGAGUCACCACGUCACCAGUCAGAUGUGAGUUGCCAAAAACACUGGGUGAACGGGCACUGACUUCAGCCUUAGAACCAGCAGCUUCAUUAACACUUAGUGCAUGGGAGAUGUGGCUGGUGAACAAAGCCAAAGAUGAUCGUCUCAAACUGGAAAAAAAAGCUGAGGAGGAGCGCAUACUGAAGGAGAAAGAAGAACAGCAAGAGAGGGAGCAGGGAGAGAAGAAAACUAUUGUGGAGGAGAAGAUCCAAGAAUGGCUAAAGUUGAAGAGAAAACAGGACAAACAAGAGAGACAGAUUAAGCAUUGGAAAGAACAGGAGCAGAUACAGAGGCAGCAAGCAAAGCAGAGAGACACAGAGCAGAAAGCGCAGGAGAAGUACAGAGACUGGCUGCAGAAGAAGAAUCAAGAGAAACAGGAGAAGGAGAAGAGGGAGAAAGAGGAGGCUGCCAGGAAAGAGGAGCUGGAAAAAGAACGCCGGAAGAGGGCUCAAGAGAAGUUCAAGGAAUGGCUGGCAGGUGCCAAUGAGAAAAGCAAAGCUAGUCCCAAAUCACUGUAUCGCCCAAAAAGUCCUUAUGACAAGGCCUACCCUUCGCCCAGCUACUGCAACCCUAUCCCAUGGAAGCCUAUUCAUGUUCCUCCUCCAGAAACAACGCCAAAAACUACACCUGGGAGAAAACCACAGAGCCAGCCAAAAUACCCACAAAACCCCAGAGUUGCUUUUAGACUCGGAGACAUUGCAAGUGCCAGAAACUUGCUGCAGAGGAGAUGACCCAGGGGUAGACACAAUUCUUUGUUAAUAGAGACCAAUAACUGACACUUUUUGUAUUGCACCAAAGCAUCAUGUUACUUUAACAAGGUUAUGCUUCCAUCAAGACUCAGCGACACUGCUGCUGCUGACUUUGGACUCUUACUGAUCAUAGCAGGGUUUUACUGUGUUAUGGCUGGAAUGAAGACAUGCUGCAAUGUCUAGAUAUAAUUGGUUGUUCUGUAUCUGGUGAGUGUAUAUAAUGACAUGAUAUAAUUAGUUCUAAAUUUGUGUCUGUAUAUUAGGGUUUUCAAGCAUAAGGUUUUAGAAUUUUACAUGGUUUCUUAAUUCCUUAUGUUUGUUGUUGGUUAAAUCAACUUUCAUUAUAGCAGAGUUCUGUCCACCAUUUUACAUGGUCAUAUGCCAAUAAAACCUUUCUGUAUUUUUACUAAAUAACUGA